CGGGACACGAUUAUUAAAUGGCGUUUUCAGGGCUGCCGUUCUCUGUUUAACUCUAUCUCUCUUGCACAAACACGUGACAAAAAUCUAACUUGGCUGAUCCUCAAGAAACGUCUCUGUCAUGUGGAGGACCUAGCUACAUCACUAGUAAGAGUUUAGAGAUUUGAGUGCUCCACGGGAACUUGGAAAAAACGAACCGUUCUUCCUUGACUAAACUGCAGGAAAAUGUAGUUUGUUCUCCGCCGUAGGGACACGCCUAUCUACAAGUUCCCACGGGGUUUAUUUUCACGAACCAGGGAAUGCAAGUCUGUGCAGUGAAAGUUGCCUCCGUGCGACAGCAACGGCCGUGUGUAAUUCUCUGGAAAUUCGCUCUUUUGAGAGUAUAAAACCGCCGUCCUUCAGACUCCAGUCCCCUCAAAGUGUGUGCAGGGAAAGGGGUGAAUGCACCCAAGGCGCCGGCCGUAACCGAGGCGCCUCUCCAAAAUGCCCACUUGAACAGCGCGUUUCCAGCCGCUAAACCACAAGUUAAGUGAGCUUUUUCACUGUUGGAGUCAUGGAUUGCCGCCCUGAGGUCUUGUGCUUGUUCACUGCGGCCGCUUCCAGCGUCCAACAUUGCACACUCCCGAUUUUACGCGCCACCCGUCGGGUCCUACGUGGAAUCGGUUGUCCGACAGGCGAGCGUUUUUCUGGACCGCGUAGCCUUGGAAAUGCGCCAUCGAAGGAUCGACGCAAGUCUCACACGUUUCAAGUUCUUCUCGAUUGUUUCAGGAGGCGACCAAAGUCAUCGAAAGGAGUCGACUCGAGAUAUACUUGUCACUCCCAUUUGAGCGGCUCCCGAGUGCCCGCAAGCGUCGUGCGCUCCUGUCCCUCCUGUUCAACCGCUUCACGACGAAUCAGUUCGCUAACGAAAAGUUUAUUGACUGGCUUUUAUCUGUGAUACAAGUGUCCUUCGAGUCGUCGAUUGACCUGCAACUCUUCUGACGUAGCGCCGCAACUCACAACCGAAAGCCGCUUCUCCUGACUCUGUCGCCAACUCGCAGUCGCGGCUGGCGCAAUGGAUUACACGUACACGUACAGACCGCCUCCUGCGGUACAAGCAGAAGCGUCAAGUAUAGCGGUCGGGACGUACGGAACAGCAAGUACCACAGACGUGGAAGAAACCUUCACCCGUGAGAGUCCGCGAAGGUACUCUGCCCCCCUGGCGCGCGUGCCUCGAGCGCGAGCGACUUCCAGAAGGCGGGUUUUCGAUCAGGAGCCAGGCAAAAGCGUUAAGUCAGCCAGAUCUCGAAACGUUGCUCGCGGGAAGAGAGUAGACUCCCGAACUGUCGCGAUCGGAAUCGCAGUUGCUCUCUUUCUGACGCUGCACUGUGGGAGGUACGUAACGCGCCGGUUGGUUGCGACUUCAGACACAGCAACGCGUGACUAUCAGACUGCGGAGAGCGCCUUGACUGGGAGUACAGAAGAGCGGGAAAAGAAUCAGAUUAGAGAUUCGGCGGCUCAAAGCGAACAAACGCCGGCGGGGGUUCGUGCGCAAGCCGUGGAAGCGUCUGCCCAGUCGAAGAGCCUCCUCCACCACUUUGUCACCGAGAUGCCCUGGGGAAAGUUUUUUCUGGCGAAUUUGCCCAUGGUGUUGGCUCUCUACGCGCCGUUUACUGCUUUCGUUGUUUCUAUUAUCUCGUACUACGUCAUGGAAGUCCCGGGUGCGGUCGACAAAGUGUUGGAGCUGUUCAGAAGACGAGACGUGUCGAACCUAGUCACCAACGCGAAAGUCCUUCUCGGCAGCAGCAUGACGACGCUAGAGUCUUUCGAGCACCUUACGAAGAAGGAAAAGACGAAAUAGAUCAUAAAUGCGCCGAAAAUCUGGUCACGGAUAAAAACCAGAAAGUCACAUGCGCGGCUUCACCAAGGUUCGAAGGACGCUACACUUUCGAAUCCUUGUGUAGCAGAAAAAUGACUGGAGGUGCCGCGACACGUCGAGGCGCCGAUCAACAGAUCUCUCCUGUACAGCGUGAGCGAGAUACAACGCAGUGAAGAGAAGAAGGCAUUUCGCAGCGAACGGAUAAGGAGCAGAACCGACAAGACAGGAGGACGCAUCGGGUGGACAACACUCAUGAAGCAGAAGCAACAGGCUACACAAACACUGUCUUGGACGCGGGCAUGAACAGGCUCGACACCGGCCCUGAGAGCUCUGAGUCACCAGUGAACGCCGUCUCGAAAAGAGCGGAAUGUUGGCGACUGAAGAGAACUUACUGAAAGAGAAGGGAAAUGGGGUCACGGACGGCUCUUCAAAGCGAGAUGCUUGGGCGAGUGGUGAACUUUUUAAACGUGUGCGUGUCCGAGUAUCCAGAGCGCGGCAGCGCGUUUAUCCGUCGUUGGGUGCUGCUAAGUUUUAUCGGCGAUGCUUCCAUGUUUAAGCGUCAAAGAGCGUGCUGGUCUCAAGGUUGUUCGCUGCAACUUUUUCAGAACCCUGGCUUGUUUUGGGGGGUGUGGCGGAGGCAACAGGCUCGACCUCGUAAUUCUUCGUUUUUCUUCACUUGGCCUACAUAGUGGUCAUCUGGGAAAAGUGUCCAGGUGUGAAACCCUAGACUCCAAAGCUUAAACACUG
Toxoplasma gondii ME49 is the source of this 2602-nucleotide messenger RNA. RefSeq lists its product as hypothetical. The coding region runs from base 1052 to 1837 and encodes 261 amino acids. The record is from RefSeq and is a predicted model, not a curated record. The transcript has a single exon. NCBI's taxonomy places the organism in Eukaryota, Apicomplexa, Conoidasida, Eucoccidiorida, Sarcocystidae.